This is a messenger RNA of Aspergillus sclerotioniger CBS 115572, 882 nucleotides long. RefSeq names its product sterol desaturase family protein. Lineage: Eukaryota; Fungi; Ascomycota; Eurotiomycetes; Eurotiales; Aspergillaceae. Gene Ontology annotation, biological process: ergosterol biosynthetic process. Bases 1 to 882 code for a protein of 293 amino acids. The transcript has 3 exons. The record is from RefSeq and is a predicted model, not a curated record. Gene Ontology annotation, molecular function: C-4 methylsterol oxidase activity; iron ion binding.
AUGGACUUUAACCUCAACUCAACCGUUGUGGCGCCGGCCACAGCCUCAUAUUCCGAACUUUUUGCCCUUGCCAACCAGAGCCCGAAUCUGUCUUGGUUUGAAAAGGCCUGGUGGACUCAUUAUGCUUAUUGGGACAACGACAUUAUCGCUACUGGCAUCAUCACCUUCUUAGCCCACGAAAUCCUUUACUUCGCCCGCUGCAUCCCGUGGAUCAUCGCCGACGCCCUCCCGGGGUUGUUCCACCGAUACAAAAUUCAGGACAAAAAGGCGCCACCGUCGGCGAAGGAACAAUGGAGCUGCGUCAAGUACAUCCUGGCCAUCCACUUUAUUGUUGAACUUCCCAUGAUUGUCCUGUUCCACCCGAUGAUGGAGUUCUUCGGGUUGAAGUACGCCAUCCCAUUUCCCGAUCUCAAGACUAUCGCCAUUCAGAUCGCGAUCUUUUUCUUCGUUGAAGACACAUACCAUUACUGGCUGCAUCGGGCGUUCCACUGGGGCCCACUGUAUCGUUCCAUCCAUCGGGUCCACCACCAGUACGCUGCGCCAUUCGGUCUGACGGCCGAGUACGCCAGCCCAUGGGAAACGAUGCUUCUCGGCCUUGGAACCAUUGGACCCCCGUUGGUCCUGGGGUCAUUUACCGGCGAGGUACAUCUGAUGACUGUGUUGGCCUGGGUGGCUCUGCGUCAGUUCCAGGCGAUCGACGCGCACUCCGGGUACGAUUUCCCUUGGAGUCUGCGCCGGAUUUUCCCGCUGUGGGGAGGAUCCGACUGGCACGAUGAUCACCACCGGUAUUUCCGGGGGAAUUAUUCCAGCUCGUUCAAGCAUUGGGAUGUCCUGAUGGGAACGGUCGCUGGACCUCGCGGCAAGAAAAUGCGCAAAGAGUGA